Corapipo altera (White-ruffed manakin) is the source of this 7397-nucleotide messenger RNA. RefSeq names its product ERCC excision repair 6, chromatin remodeling factor (gene ERCC6). The record is from RefSeq and is a predicted model, not a curated record. Lineage: Eukaryota; Metazoa; Chordata; Aves; Passeriformes; Pipridae. The transcript is spliced from 20 exons. Gene Ontology annotation, biological process: transcription-coupled nucleotide-excision repair. Gene Ontology annotation, cellular component: nucleus. The coding region runs from base 784 to 5325 and encodes 1513 amino acids. Gene Ontology annotation, molecular function: ATP-dependent chromatin remodeler activity; ATP binding.
CGCGGCGUGGGCGGUAACGGGGUCCGGGGUCUCUCGGAGCUCAUGGCCGGUGUGUGCGGUUGUGUCCGUACCGAGCGCGGUGCGAGCGCGUUCGGAGCGGAGGGGAGAGAACUGUGCGGUGGGGACUGAGCGCCACGGGCUGCCCUGCCGGGAGGGGCUGCUGAUGGAGCCCAACAAAGUUAUUAGUGCCUUCCUGCAAGUUAAUAGGACUUGUUUCUCCACGAAUUUGACAACAAAUACAUACUUUCAGAUGACAGUUUUGUUCUGAAGGUGCCGAACCAUACCAGCUUUAGGCUUGCCUGAGUAUGUCUGUUCAGCGUUAAUUUCCCAAGAACUAAAGUGCUUUAUAUUUCACUUUAAAGCUGAAUUGUCAAACUAAAGCUUGCAGUCAGCUAUUCUCAUCAGUGCUUUCACUGGCAAGUCUUAACCUGUUUCAGAAACUUGUAUUUUUGGGGUUUUGUUACGUUAAGUUGUGCAUGUUUUUUUUAUGUCAUAAUCAUCUAGAGCAUGACCAUUUACACACAAGACUGAGUUCACUGUCUGGCAAGCAGAGUAAUUUUUAGAGGUUGUCUUAUUUGUUUUCAUAUCGACAUCUUCCAGGAGAGUUAGGCACAGUUGUCUCUAAGAGGUUUAACCCACUCUUUUCUUUUGAUUGUAGAAGUUGGUGGGGAGAUGCCUUUGUGGGGAGGACUUAUGGAGGAGUAAACUACCAGGCGUUUAGAAGCACCAGUUUCUCAUAAAUGUGCUUAUUGGUUUGCUUACUUUGAUUUGGGCACAGUCUUGAUGAGGAGCUUUGUAUGUGUGAAUGUUCUUUUGACCAUGUGUUUUUUCUUUGUUGCCUUUGAGCAGAGGAUGCCAACAGACAACAGCCCCCUGCCAGACAGUAUCCAAGAACAAGACUCUGCUACUACUUCAAGCAAUAAUUGCCUGCUUAAAGAUGAGGAAUUGGGAAUUGAACAAGAAAAUGGCAUUUGUGACAAAGACAUGGGUAAUAGUGUCAGAGUUCCCAACUCUGACAGCCAGCCUUCCACUUCUAUGGCUGUUCCUUUGGAGAUGCCCAGAAGAGGACAUCCCCUUUUACAGAUCAACAGGCAGCAGAUUCAGUCUGUCUCCUGUAGUGCACAUGCUGCUGAGCUCAAAGAUUUAGGAGUUGAUGUCUAUGACCAGGAUGUACUGGAGCAAGGAGUUCUUCAGCAAGUAGAUAAUGCAAUUAAUGAAGCUAAUAAAGCAGCAAAAAUAGCUAAUGCAUCAAAAGAAUAUGAGUCAGUACUGGAGGACUUAAGAUCAUGUACAACAUCUCUGAGACAAAUAAAUAAAAUAAUUGAGGAAAUUUCACCUCAAGCUGCCGACAACAAAAAUAUUAGCAGAAAACUAGAUUCUGUAAAACGGCAAAAGUAUAACAAGGAGCAACAGCUGAAGAAGAUAAAAGCAAAACAAAAGCGUCUCCAAGGAAUUCUUGGUUUAACAGAGUUUGUUGAUGAAGCAAAUGAGAUUGAAUUGGAGGAAGAUGAAGAACCUGGCCCCUCAUGUCUUGGUAGUAUGCUUAUGCCUGCUCAGGAAACAGAGUGGGAAGAACUUAUUCGUACUGGUCAGAUGACUCCAUUUGGAACUAAAAUACCUCAGAAACCAGAGAGGAAGACACGACAAUUACGACUGAAUGAAACAUCUGAUUUUGAGAAGUACUUAGCUGACCAAGCUAAGCUGUCAUCUGAAAGAAAGAAGUUAUCCCGUCGCAAAGGAGCAAAGAAGAAAGCACAAGCCAAAAGUGUUCCAUGUAUAGCUCCCACAACUACUACAAAGGAAAAAAGUGGUAAAGCCCUGUCAAAAACAGAUAAGCGCUUAAAGAAACACAUGAGAGAACUUCAGAAGCGUGCCCUUCAGAUUCAGUCAAAGGCCAGGAUUCCAAAGGAAAAGAAGUAUCCUGAGACCAAGAAGUUCAGGCAUGACGAGGAGGAUGAUAGUGGGGAGUCCGAGUAUGUACCUGAUGAGGAACUUUUCGAUCCAGAAGCAGCAGAAGAGGAGGAAGAGCAGACAUCUUCUCUUGCUGAGAAUGAUUCUGAUUAUGAACUUAAGAAUUUAUCAAGAAAAAGAAAACGUUUGGUGAAGAAGGUUUUAAAAGAAGCUGAACAUGAUGCUAACUUUGUUCCAAGCUCUGAGGAAGAAGAGCAUACACCGGGGAAGCACAGAGUAAGAAGGUGGAGAGAUGAUGGAGAUGUGGACUAUUAUAAACAGAGACUAAGGAAGUGGCAAAAAGAACGUUUGAAGGACAAAGAACAUCAAACAGCUGAGGAACUUUCUGAAGAAAGUGAUGUGGAAUUUGAAGAGGGUUUCAAAGUACCAGGAUUUCUCUUCAAAAAGCUAUUUAAGUACCAACAGACAGGUGUUAGGUGGCUCUGGGAAUUGCACUGCCAGCAGGCAGGAGGAAUUCUGGGAGAUGAGAUGGGAUUGGGCAAGACCAUCCAGAUAAUUGCCUUCUUGGCAGGUCUGAGCUACAGCAAUAUGAGGACUCGUGGUUCAAAUUACAGGUACCAGGGAUUGGGUCCAACAGUGAUUGUUUGUCCAGCUACUGUGUUGCAUCAGUGGGUUAAAGAAUUCCACACUUGGUGGCCUCCAUUUAGAGUCGCUGUUCUCCAUGAAACUGGUUCUUAUACCAAGAGUAAGGUGAAGCUAAUUCAUGAAAUUGCUUCAUGCCAUGGAAUUCUCAUUACAUCUUAUUCAUACAUUCGACUGAUGCAGGACAACAUCCACACUUAUGAUUGGCAUUAUGUGAUUCUGGAUGAGGGUCACAAAAUCCGAAAUCCAAAUGCUGCAGUCACGCUUGCAUGCAAGCAGUUCCGCACACCCCAUCGAAUCAUCUUGUCUGGCUCCCCUAUGCAAAAUAACCUAAAGGAGCUCUGGUCCCUCUUUGACUUUAUAUUCCCAGGAAAACUGGGAACACUACCUGUGUUCAUGGAGCAGUUUUCUGUCCCGAUAACCAUGGGAGGAUAUUGCAAUGCCUCUCCUGUCCAGGUAAAAACUGCAUACAAAUGUGCCUGUGUGUUACGGGACACCAUAAACCCCUACUUGCUGCGAAGAAUGAAGGCUGAUGUAAAAAUGAGCCUUUCACUUCCAGAUAAAAAUGAACAGGUCCUCUUUUGCCGUUUGACAGAGGAGCAACGUCAAAUCUAUCAGGAUUACAUCAACUCUAAAGAAGUUUACCAGAUUCUCAAUGGAGACAUGCAGAUUCUCUUAGGACUAUCAACUUUGAGAAAGAUUUGCAACCACCCUGACUUUGUCGCUGAUAGUCCCAGCUUUUCAAAGGGUGUACCAGAUGCUGAAGUGGAGGAAUCGAAUCAGUUUGGAUAUUGGAAACGUUCUGGAAAAAUGAUAGUGGUAGAAUCCUUGCUUAAAAUAUGGCACAAGCAAGGUCACAGAGUGUUAUUUUUUACUCAGUCAAGACAGAUGAUGCAGAUACUUGAAGUCUUUGUGAGACAGAGAAACUAUUCCUACCUCAGGAUGGAUGGCACCACAGCAGUAGCUUCCAGACAACCUCUUGUAACAAAAUAUAAUGAGGACAAAUCCAUAUUUCUUUUUCUCUUAACAACUCGUGUUGGUGGCAUUGGUGUUAACUUGGUUGGUGCUGACCGGGUUAUUAUUUAUGAUCCUGACUGGAAUCCCAGUGUAGACACACAGGCUCGGGAACGUGCUUGGAGAAUAGGCCAAAAGAAAGAGGUGACUGUGUAUAGGCUUCUCACUGCAGGUACUAUUGAAGAGAAGAUAUACCACAGACAAAUCUUCAAACAGUUUUUAACAAACAGAGUGCUGAAAGACCCUAAGCAGAAUCGCUUCUUCAAAUCCAAUGACCUUUAUGAACUUUUUACUCUGAACAGCCCCGAUGUGUCUCAGGGGACAGAAACAAGUGCAAUUUUUGCAGGUACUGGUUCAGAUGUUCAAGUCCCAAAGCCAUCUCAUAAUGGUGCUUCUAAACGUGAUCUCCGUCUUGCAGAAAGCAGCUCACACAAGAAGAGCAAGUCCUCCAAUUCCUGCUCAACCACACACAUGAAAGAUUCUUCUUCAAAAGCAAUAGAGACAAGUGAGGAAACCAAAGGAAAUUUGGAAUCCUUUGACCAAAACAGCUCUGCAAAAGAUAAUGCACAAGCUACUACUGAUACAAAUUCACUGAAUAAAUGCAAGGAGGAACACUUGGAAAGUGGCAACAAAUCUGUGUCCCAGUCGUUGCCAUGCGAUGCAGGGUCUUCAGAGGAUGCCAAAUGUCUGACUGCUGUGGUGGCUGAUGAAGUACAUGGAGCAGCUAAUGCAAAUGCCAAGGCAGAUUUUAGCCUUACUUGUGAUCCAGCUGGCUCCUGGGAAAAGCAGGAUGCUAAAACUGAAGAUGGGCAGUUAGAUAAUAAUCAUUAUAAAUGUAUCUCAAAAACAAAACACAGGGUGGCUGUGCUGUCACAUGAGAGCCACAAAGAUGAGUUUAAGAAGAAACAUCACAAAGAUGCCAAAUUUGAAGGAAAACGCAUUCCUCAUUUAGUGAAACAAAAACAGUACAGAAAGGAGAACAGUGAAGAGAAGGAGGAAGACUCAAAGAAAAAUGAUGAUUAUGUCUUGCAGAAACUUUUCAAAAAAUCAGGGGUACACAGUGUUCUGAAGCAUGAUGCCAUUAUGGAAGCUUCCAGUGUAGAUCAUGUGCUGGAGGAAGCAGAAGCAAGCAGAGUGGCCCAGAAUGCCUUGAGAGCCUUAAAAAUCUCUCGUCAGCAAUGUUUAGGAGCUGCUUCUGGUGUGCCAACCUGGACAGGCAUGAGUGGUCUUUCUGGUGCACCAUCAGGAAUAAAGAGACGGUUUGGUCAAAAAAGAAACUCCAUGCUGCUAUCUCCACACGCCACUUGUGCAUCACCUGCAAAGAAGCAGAAGGAUGCAGAUCCAAUAAAGAAACAAAAUAUAAAGAAGUGUAGUUCCAGUGAGCACUUCGAUGGAAAAUCUGGAGAAUCGUCCAGUGCUCUAGACUCUUCAUCUUUAUUAGCUCAUAUGAGGGCAAGAAACCACUUUAUUUUACCGCAACAGACAAGGAAUGAGGGAGAUGAGAAUCAUCAGCCAGCACCCAACCCAGUCGAGGGUUCAACAGAAUACGAUGAACUGCUUGUGGAUUUACGUAACUUCAUAGCAUUCCAGGCGCGCGGGGACGGCGAGGCCAGCACUCGGGAAGUACUGCAGGAAUUCGAGUCCAAACUGCCUGCGGCGCACUCCUGUGUCUUCAGAGAACUCCUCCGCAACAUCUGCACCUUCCACAGGACCCCGAACGGUGAAGGGGUCUGGAGGCUAAAGCCAGAAUUCCGAUGACCUUUGACAAGCCAAGGCAUCUCUCUGUCCGCUUGGCCACCAUUCUCCUCUCAAAGACUUACUGUUUGACUUUUAAAAUUUGCAAGUAUUUUGUAUUCAUAAAUAAUUACUAUGAACAGUCAGUAGAACAGGACUUGUUGCAGGCUUAGAACUACCUUAAUUUCUGAUUUACACUAUUUAUAUGAAAGUACCAUCUACCUCAUAGAUGAAACAAUACAAAAUAGCACCUUUUCUUUAAAAGAAAUCUUAAUAUAAAUAGGAUUAAGAACAUAUACUGACUUUUUAUUACAAUAAGAACCAUGGAUGUUGCCAUGAGUUGUGAGACUUUGAUUUCUGUGAAAUUCCGGAAAACAACUUCCUUGAUUUCCUGUUUGUUACUUGAAUGGUCACGGGGCACACAGUGUACCAUUAAAAAACAGGGGGGGAGAUGAUAGCAGUUAAUGUGAGAGAUUCACUUGUACUGCCAAGUGCAUCAGAAUCACUGUAUGAAACUUUCAUCAGUAGUGAGAAUUUUGGUUUAAUGUUGGUGCUUCAAUUGUUGCCAGUAUCUAGCAUGUACAGUAUAACUUAUAUCACUAACUAACUUGAAAAAUUAAUUCUACUGCCAUGAAGGUUUAAUCAUAAAAAAUGGGAAGCCUGGCAGAAUAUUGAGUUAACUGCCAAUUGAUAAUUAAGGAAAACUUACUAAAUCCAGAACACCCACUUGCACCAUAAUCAGCAGUUCAGUUACAGUCUCAAACACCACUGGCAGGUGUUUGGUGCAGUAUUUCUUACCACCGAGGUGAUAGCAACUGUUAUGUUUGUCACAGGUGUGGACUGAUAAUUAAAAUAUCAUUAAAUGUUCAUGUGUUUCACUGUGAUUUAUAUCCAAAAUGUUCCAGUUCCCUCCUAGCACUUAAGAUUUUAUACCUUGACAUAGACUGGGGUGUCAGUUGGUCAGAGGGGUGAUGAAUGUUACUGGAUUUUACUAAACAUAAUCACUUUUGGAUGAAGACAUUGUUGGAACAUAUGCAGAAGUUACAGGUUGUACCUCUUCUGUAGGUAGGGAAAAUAUCAAACUUCUUGACAGUUGGAUAAGUUCCAAUACCCAUUUUUUUUCUAAGGAAGGAAGAACUGGAUCAUUUGUAGCAAAUCCGAGUAUGACAUUUGGUCUGCCUUCAAGGUACUUGUGUGCUACACAAGAAAAUCUUAAGGGGAAAAUACAGAUAGAUUUUGUGAAGAAAACCACGUUGUUGGAGCAACAUUAAAUUACUGUAUGGCUCAAACUAGGAACAGUUAAAUAUGCCUAAUGUCCUUCCUAUUCCUAAGCUAUUAAGAGAAGGGAAAGCUAAGCUACUUUUAGUUUUUGCUUACUGUGAAAUUAUCUUGUUUACUUUGAGUGAAAGUACAAAUAUGGAAAGAUGAAUAGUGAAGCAAGAAUACAAUUACUUUCUCAUAAAAAAAGCCUUUAGGAGACUUCCAGUGGCUUUUCCUCUUGUUUUUGCUCAGUGAUAAAGGAUCUGUAGAAAUGUGCAAGAAGUGGUUCUUCACUGUUUCAAUAACUGAUCAACUGGCUUUUCAGAGACUAGAGUUGGACUGGGCAGACAAUUCAAGAAUCUGUUUUCCUCAUGGUAUUUGAAGGUGGGACUACUACAUCUUUUCCUAACAUCUCUUUUUCUGAUACUGUUUAUAUUCACCUACAUUCCCUUUCAAGAGAAAGAUGAAAGUAAUAAUUUAGGGCGUAGAUCUGUUGAUAUGACUUUAAAAGGAUCAGAAAAAGAGUAAAAUUGAAAUUAUUUUGCUCUUCUCUUCAAAGCUGUAGGGAAUUUGAAUUGUUUUGGUUGUCAUGUCCCCAUGCAUCUCUACUUGCCUGAAGAACAAACCAGAAAUUCAGCAGUCAGCAAAGCUGCUGUUGUCACCUUAUCUGUUAGUUUUGGUGUCCUGUUUUAUUUACUACUCCCAAUCUUAAAGAUAUAGUUCCUUUUCUAAGGAGAGUUUGCAGCUUCUCGAUGAUCCGUUAAUGUAAAUAGACUUGCAUGUACUUUUUAUAAAUCCUUGGCUUUUAUGGACUUAUUAAAAAAGGAAAAACAAAA